Ylistrum balloti is the source of this 5152-nucleotide messenger RNA. Its product is annotated as potassium channel subfamily T member 2-like. The record is from RefSeq and is a predicted model, not a curated record. Gene Ontology annotation, cellular component: membrane. Lineage: Eukaryota; Metazoa; Mollusca; Bivalvia; Pectinida; Pectinidae. Gene Ontology annotation, biological process: potassium ion transport. The transcript has 31 exons. Gene Ontology annotation, molecular function: intracellular sodium-activated potassium channel activity.
AUGCGACAUAAACAACGAAAUCAGCAUCAUCGAGGAGAUUUCCAUCGGAACAGUGGAGUUCGCCGUUUGUCGUUAAACUGUGAUAAUAUACCACCACCUCCACAAGUGCGAGUUGAGUUCUUUACCAAUGAAAAAUCAUUGAAGGAAAGAUUACAGCUUUACUUCAUCAAAAACCAAAGAUCUAGUUUACGAAUACGAAUAUUCAACCUUGUAAUCAAGCUUCUAACAUGUGCCCUGUACAUUGUGAGAGUCUCUAUGGAUGGGUUGUCCAAAUGGUAAGUGCCCAAACUAACAGAUCGCUUCCAGGAAAAUCCAUCUAUCAACUGGAACAGGAUCCUGUGGGUGAAUCGUUCUGGUGGUCUAUGGUUCAUCCAGGUGUGGGUCGCUGGAAUUAGCCUUAUAGAAACCAUUCUUGUCCAGUAUCUCAGUUAUAAGGGAAACAUUUUGCAGCAAAUCUUGUCUGUGGAGUUCCUGUUAGAAUUAGUAAACACUGUACCAUUUGUUGUCACAAUUUUUUGGGAACCUCUUCGUAAUUUAUUUAUCCCUGUGUUCCUGAACUGCUGGCUGGCCAAACUUGCUUUACAAAAUAUGUUUAAUGACCUACAUAGAGUGAUGAUGAAAUCUCAGUCAGCCCUUGCUCAACAACUCAUGAUUCUGUGUGCUACUGUAUUGUGCCUUGUGUUUACCAGUAAAAUGAAAUUUCUGAUUGUUUGCAGUGUUUGUGGUAUACAACAUCUACAAAGGGGAGGUAACCAACAGUUCGGACUGUUUGAGUCAUGUUGGUUCUCCGUGGUCACCUUCUCUACUGUAGGCUAUGGAGAUAUAUGCCCUGACAUCUGGAUAUCUCAGUUCUUUAUGAUAUGCAUGAUUGGGGCUGCACUUAUUGUCUUGCCAACACAGUUUGAACAGUUAGCGUUUUUCUGGAUGGAGCGUCAGAAGCAGGGCGGGGCAUACAGCAGUCACCGUGCCCAGACAGAAAAACAUGUUGUCGUGUGUACAACCACUCUCCAAGCAGACACCAUAAUGGACUUCCUCAAUGAGUUCUAUGCCCACCCUAAGUUACAGGAUUACUAUGUAGUGUUAUUAUCACCAUGUGAGCUGGACUCCACAAUGAAGAUGUUACUACAGGUUCCACUUUGGACCCAGAGAGUCAUCUAUAUUCAGGGGUCAGCUCUCAAGGACUCAGAUCUUACUCGAUGUAGGAUGCAGGAUGCUUUAGCAUGCUUUAUCCUUGCGGCCCGAAACCAGAGUGAUAGAACAGCAGCUGACCAGCACACCAUUCUCAGGUCUUGGGCUAUCAAAGAUUUUGCACCAGACUGUGCUCAGUAUGUACAGAUCUUCCGGCCAGAAAACAAAUUCCAUGUCAAAUUUGCAGAGCAUGUGGUGUGUGAAGAUGAAUUUAAGUAUGCCUUACUUGCCAACAACUGUUUGUGCCCAGCCACUUCCACUCUGGUCACACUCCUGUUACAUACCUCCAGAGGCCAUGAGGGGCAGACAUCAUCAGAAGAGUGGCAGAGACUGUAUGGUGGGUGUUCAGGCAAUGAGAUUUACCACAUCAAACUGCGAGACAGUAAAUUCUUUGGGGAGUACGAGGGCAAAAGUUUCACAUAUGCUUCCUUCCAUGCUCAUCGCAGGUUUGGUGUGAGUUUGGUUGGCAUACAACAAUCUGACCUGAAGGAUUCUAAUAUACAAUUGAACCCAGGUCCCAGGCAUAUCAUGAAAAAGUCCGACAUCUGUUUCUACCUAAAUAUCACAAAGGAAGAAAACACACGUACAUUCAACUUGGCUCAGUCCCAGGAGGAGGGAGGCAAGAUGGACCAACAAAACUUGCCUACUGGUGCUAAAGAGGCAUCCAAAGUGGCUAGCAUGAUAGCUAGUGUGGGUACAGUAGCCUUAGAGCUCCAGCAUACACGGGCCAACAUUCCAAACCCGUCCGAGAUCACCCGUCCACCUGCUCCCACUCGUAAGGAUAGUAAGAAGCUUCAACUGGACUUACCAAAGGGCCUCAACAUUGCUAGUUUACAGAAGCGCCCCAGUAUUGCACCAGUUCCGGCAGUGCUGGAAGCCAAUGAUAUCCGUAUACAACUCAGCUCAGAUGUGGAAUCCGAGGAGGAGGAGGAUGACAUUGUGUUUGACUCAGAAAAUGAGCAAGACUCUGAAUACAUCCGAGGGUUUCCUCCUAUCACGCCUUAUGUUGGUACUAGUCCUACUCUGUGUCACUUGAUGAAGGAGAAACGCCCUCUUUGUUGUCUCCAGCUUGCCAAUGCCUGUAAACACUGUAGCUAUAAGACUACAAAGGAGUAUAACUGGACUAACAGAGCCAUUAUUCUGGCAGCAGAUUUUGCCAGUAAUGGUAUCUACAACUUUGUUGUACCACUACGUUCUCAUGCUCGACCUAAAUCUAGCCUGAACCCUAUUGUGUUAAUGCUGGGUAAUAUACCAGACACUGCCUUCCUUGACACGAUUUGUCACUUCCCUCUUGUCUUCUGGAUGAUAGGAUCCAUUGAUUCCAUUGACAAUCUCCUACAAGCUGGGAUAAAUAUGGCUGACAAUGUGGUGAUUGUGAACAAAGAAACAUCAAACUCUGCUGAAGAGGAUACAUUGUCUGAUUGUAACACUAUAGUUGGGGUCCAGACCAUAUUUAGACUAUUUCCAAGUGCCAAUAUUAUAACGGAGUUAUCCCAGUCAUCGAACAUGAGAUUUAUGCAAUUUAGAGCCAAUGACACAUACUCCUACACCUUGUCAAAAAUGGAAAAGAAAGAGAGAAGUCGUGGUUCUCAUCUCUCUUAUAUGUUCCGACUUCCAUUUGCUGCUGGAAAUGUGUUCAGUGCCAGUAUGUUAGAUACUUUACUAUACCAGGCAUUUGUGAAGGAAUAUCUGAUAACAUUUGUGAGACUUCUACUGGGAAUUGACCAAGCUGUUGGCUCUGGACAUCUGUCAUGUAUGAAAAUCAAAAAAGAGGAUCUUUGGAUCAGGACUUACGGUCGAUUGUAUCAGAAAUUCUGCUCCACCACAUGUGAGAUUCCUAUAGGGAUCUACCGUACUCAGGUUCACCAUGAGCACACAGGGGACGCCACUUCACCUAAUGCGUCCAUGGUAGUACGCGAUCAGUCCGCCCUCAACUUAGCCUUUAGAAAUUCAGUUAUUCGCCGGAAGCCACGACAGUCCUCAACUUCCUCCUCCACUACCACCAAUAAGAAACCUGAAAAUGUAUCACUCAGCAUGAUGGGACUGGAACAUGAUGACAGCGAUGCUCACAUGACACCAGAGCGGCACGAGAUUAGUCAGAUGGUCAAGUCUCGAAUGCAGAGUCUUGGUCUGCCAAUGUCAGAUUAUGAUUGCGGUAACGAGAAGCGUAACAACAUUUCCUAUGUGAUCGUCAACCCUAGCUAUGAUCUGCGUCUUGAACUGGAUGACAUAAUCUAUGUUAUUCGGCCAAGCUCCCUGUCACCACAAGCUUCUCCCCUCAUUGACGAGAGGAAGUUACAUCAGUACAACUCAAUGGGGAAACGGGGUGAGCCAACAGGUGCAGACAACUCCGACAUGGACACUCGCAGUUCAAACUCUGCAAAGCCAAAUCAGGAUGAAACAUCAACACCAGCUUCAACAUCAAGGAGAGUGAAAGGGGGGAUAAUGAAGGACUCCAGUAGUAGGAUCCCAAUUAUCUACAUGGAUGAUGAUUCUGAAGAUGAAGAUAACGAUGACAAUUCUACACAGCCACCGCUUGAUGUCAGUGGUUGUAGUAGCCCUACUGGUAAUGGACAUCCCAUUUUUCACCUGGAUAGUGUUGACGAUAGUGUAGUAAACAUACCUGAUCAACAUCCAGAUUGUCCGGUCGAGGGAUUGAAAGGCACAGUUGUAUGACGAACACUGUCCCUUCAUUUAUCAUACUGUCGUGUUCCCUAACAUGGUUAGUAGAUGUUGGUAUUACAGAGAUCAACAGCAAUAUCCCCAAGAGAUACACACCGAAUAACACGAUCUGCAUGACGUUGAUGUACACCAACAACCGAGAUGUACCAACACUGCACCUCAAACAUGUCCUAGUAUGUUGAUCACUUGUAUUUAUUUAAACAGGGUAAGAGUAAGCUUAUUAAAAGUCAGAAGAUAUCUGUUUAAACAGUGAAUUCAUGCAUCUAGGUUUGUUACUGUACCAACCACCUUAUGGUUCUGGCCUGAAGUACCAUUUCUUGGGUCAUAUAUUUGUCAAAUUUGUAACUGUAGAAUUUUUUACAAGAUUCCAUUUGCUUUGCCAUCCAACAUCCACUGAUUUAUCAGUUACAGAAAAUGUAGCAUGCUAUCAAUUGCAAAGAUUUUGAAGGAAAAUUAGAAGACAACUUUCGGAUAUUGCGUGCUUGAGAUAAGACCACAAGAUGAAAUAGACUUUUUGUCGAAAGACAAUUGAAACAUUCUAUAGGAACAUUAUUUGGUUUCUUAAUUUGUAAUCUGUUUCUUUGUCAAUAAGUCUUCAUUUGAGAAAGAGGAAUUCUCAACAAUGGGUAGUAUCUGUAUUGAACUGAAUGAUAUAAUAACCUGUGCAUGCUUUGAUGUACCUUUUUCCCUCUGAAAAGGUAACAUGUUAAUGUUAAAGACGUUGGAGAAGGUAUUUAGUGUAGAAAAGACAGUUGCAGAAAUGUAACUUUUAUUUAAAAGAAUGUUCCAAUUACUAUUUAACAGAGUUAGUACAUUGUUAACAAUUACAGUGCUUUAUUAUAUAGACUGUAUCUAAUAUAGUUUGCUUUUAAAGCAGAGACACAUUUUUGAAAGUUUUACUCUCUUUCAAUGAUGUUUUAACAUCAGUUUAAGUGUUCAAAUUAUGAUGGCGUUGACUGGCUUUUGCAUUGAUAUGUUGUAAUGACACAUUUAUUAUAUUAUUAUUGUCAGAUUUUCAGAUUUUCACGUUUUCUGAACUUAUUGAUGUUAAGCUAUGUUGGAUAACACAUACGCUCAGUUGAUAAAGUUUACAUUCAGUUGAUGCUAAACUCCCUAUUCACAAGUGUAUAAUAUCCUAUGCUUCACAGUGAACAACUACCGCUACUUGAAAUUCAAGGUUACUUUUAUAAUGCUGUUCUACACUUGAACUGAUAAUUAAAUACAUGAAUGAUAUUUUUAAAAUUUUGAAGGAAUUUUGCAAGAGGUGCAAUUAAAGCUUAGA